Molecule: messenger RNA, 504 nt
Organism: Trichoplax adhaerens
Lineage: Eukaryota; Metazoa; Placozoa; Uniplacotomia; Trichoplacea; Trichoplacidae
Exons: 7
Molecular function (GO): calcium ion binding
Source: RefSeq, a predicted model, not a curated record
GAUCCUUUACAUGGCUAUUUCUCAGCCGUAGCUGGAAGUGAUCAACAAAUAGAUGCUCAUGAGUUACAAAGAUGUUUAACACAAUCUGGAAUUGCUGGUAAUUACCAACAGUUCAGCCUCGACACUUGCAGGAUAAUGAUUGCAAUGCUCGACUACGACUACAGUGGAAAGAUGGGAUUCCAAGAAUUUAAACAAUUAUGGGGAUGUCUAAGUCAAUGGAAAACUACAUUCCUUCAAUACGACAGCGAUCGAUCUGGAACUUGUGAACCUCACGAACUUUAUGCGGCUAUAGCGAGUUUCGGAUACCGCUUGAGUCCUCAAGCCUUGAAUAUAAUGGUAAAGCGUUAUUCGGAUAAUGGAAGAAUUGCCUUUGACAAUUUCAUAAGUUGCAUUACUCGGCUGAAAACGCUGACAGAGCGAUUCCAACAACGUGACACUGCUAAAAAUGGCAUGGUGCAAUUUCAUUAUGACGAUGUAAGGAGUGCAAAAUUUCCUUCUUGUUAA